AUGACCCCAGCCCCUUCCAACAAUCCAGUGGAGGACCCACUCCGGGGCUGCCAGCGCCACCAGCCAAUCAUCCGGUAUCUCAACACUCAGGACUCCGAGUAUCUGCCUUCUUCUCAGCACAUGCAGGAGGUCGAACAAAUCAUCAGUGAACAGUUUGAAUCAACAUCCCCGCAGGCUCCGUCAUCUCCAAUCCAAAAGCCCAAGCGUUCGGCAGAGUAUGUGGUCCAUUAUGGCUCUUCAUUGCCACAUGCGCCCGAAGAAUCGACUUGCCCAACAGAUCAAGACCUUAAGCGUCGACAAUCUGAUUCGGUGUCAGACACAUUGCCUCAAGAGAAUCAAUUCUCCGACGAACAAAAAAGUGCCUUGAUUGCAUGGUUUCAUCAUGUAAUCUGGAAACAUUCUUUAAAAGAGGUCAAAUCCACAACUUGGGUGCCCUUUGAAGACUACCUGAAGAAACACUUUGCAAUUGAAACAUAUAACCCUUACCUUGUGGAUUGGACGCUUGAACAAAGGCGAACGCAGUAUGAUGCCCUCUGGCAGAAAUUCAUGAUGGUCCGUCAGCGCACCGAUUCACCAGGGGCCAAUUUGGAUAGAUUGCUGAAGGCAAAUGGCCUUUCCCCAUCACAUUAUUGGGCCAUGGUCGACAUCCUUUGCGGUAUGCAACCAAUGCGCCCAACCCUGGGGAAAGGUCACAUCUUUGCAGAAAGUGAGGACGAAGCGAGUAAUGAAGAGGUCCGGUCAAACAACACGGGCCGGGUCAACCGAUCGCAUGCAAUCGAUCCAGUCCACGACAAUCCAACCGUUUCGAGGAUGGCAAACACCACUCCCAGCAACGGAGGCUUCAAAUUCUCGAACGAACAUUCCCCGACCGUUGGUUUGCAAUCAGACUUACUCACUUCCCUCCGGCAAUUGGUGAUGCAAGCACCAAGCAACUCAAGUGCCUCCGAGGACCCAUUUCAUGACACCUGUUUGGAAUUGUCCAGGUGGCAAGUCGAAGAGCAGAUCCGCCAUCAUGAGGAACAGCGAAUCCACCAUGUCAAUAUGAAAGCCCUCCUCACUAAUUAUAAAGAGAAGAUUUGCAGACUACAAGAGGAUCGAACUCGAGCAAAGGCGGAAGGAACUGAGUUGCGUGCCUCGCUCAUGAAUCUCAUCUCUCAAUUCUCACCACAACAAGAAGGAUCACGUGGGAAGGAGCAUUGA
This is a messenger RNA of Puccinia graminis f. sp. tritici CRL 75-36-700-3, 1200 nucleotides long. RefSeq lists its product as uncharacterized. NCBI's taxonomy places the organism in Eukaryota, Fungi, Basidiomycota, Pucciniomycetes, Pucciniales, Pucciniaceae. The coding region runs from base 1 to 1200 and encodes 399 amino acids. The transcript is spliced from 4 exons. The record is from RefSeq and is a predicted model, not a curated record.